Aspergillus luchuensis is the source of this 678-nucleotide messenger RNA. RefSeq lists its product as uncharacterized. The transcript has 2 exons. Bases 1 to 678 code for a protein of 225 amino acids. Lineage: Eukaryota; Fungi; Ascomycota; Eurotiomycetes; Eurotiales; Aspergillaceae. The record is from RefSeq and is a predicted model, not a curated record.
AUGACUAUCCGCCAUCUUGUCAACCCCUCUCGCCCUAUACUUAGGCCCUUACUCUUUACUCAAAAACAGCACCGCUUCAUAUCCCAAUCACCCAUCAUCAUGGCACCCCGUAUAUCCGAGGCAAUCAAGACCGAUCACCGCGAGAUCGAAGACUACUACAACAAGAUCCUAAGCUCUGCUACCGAGACUGAGAAAACCAAAUGGCAGAACCAAUUCACCUGGGAACUGGCCCGUCAUUCAAUAGCCGAGGAGCUGGUCGUCUAUCCCCAGUUCGAGAAGUCCCUUCCUGACGGCCUGGCUAUGGCAGAUAAGGACCGCAAGGAGCAUCAAUCUGUCAAAGAACAACUGAAGAAAUUCCAAAACAUGAAACCCACGGACCCGGCAUUCGAGUCUACUGUCCGGGCUUUGAUGAAGGAUCUGUCCGAGCACAUCAAGGAAGAAGAGACUCAGGAUCUACCGAAGCUGGAAGACGCCGUGUCGGUAGAGGAAAGCGAGAAGCUUGCCAAGUCCUUUGGAAGGACGAAGAUGUUUGUGCCUUCGCGGUCUCAUCCCAGUGCGCCUGAUAAGCCGCCUUUUGAGACGGCAAUUGGUUUGUUGACGGCCCCGAUUGAUCACCUCGCGGAUCUGUUUCGGAAGUGGCCGCAUACGGAGGGGAUGCCGAAUCCUUCUACUAAGUGA